GGAAAAGCAGAUGUGAAAUCUCUCAUGGCGAAGUUUAAUACUGGGGGCAACCUGACAGAGGAGGUCUCCGUUGGCAAUCGACCCUUCAAAGUAGGGCAUUCAUCCCCUUCAGGAAUACAGGCAAGGAAGAGUGUAUUUACCAACCAAGGAAAUGCCAGUCCACCUCCAGGGCCCAACAACUCAUCAAAGUUUGGGACUCCAAGGCCUCCUUUGGGAGUAAAGCCUUCAUAUGAGGAGAAAACUGACAAGGAUCCAAAACCCCCAUAUCUGAAACCUACUGGAGUAGGGCAGAGAUUUGGGACUCCGGCAAACUCAGCCAGUAGGGAGCCUGAAGGAAAAGUGGGAUUUCUGAAACCUGUAGGUCCUAAACCAUUCGACCAGCCAAAAGAAGAUGCCAAGCCCAUGUUUCCGAGGCCCUCUGGGAACAAACCAUUGCUUCAUUCUGUCAACCAAGAGAAUGACUUGAAAACUCCUAGUGCAAAGUCAGUUUUCAAUGCCCCAGCACAAGAAAAUGAACCUAAACCAGUAUUUCCAAAGUUGGCUGCGGCUAAAGGAAAGUUCAUCACUUCUUCACAAGACCAUGAUUCCAAGCCCCCUUUCUCCAAACCAGCAAUUGGGCAGAAACCUUCUGCCAAUACAGACACCUCCCAUGAAGACCAGAACCCCAACAAAAGCACAUUUCCGCAGAAAGGACCUGCAUUUGCCCCUCCCUCAAAGCCCAAAAUUAGUGCUCCCAAGCCAGGCAGGGAAGAUACAGAAAACAAAGACCAUACGACAGACACCCCAAACAUGCCUUUUCCCGGGGUGACUCUAAAGCCUGCUGCCAGCAGAGGUACCCCAGGCUCAAGCCCAAACCUCCCCAAAAAUACCGAAGAGAAAAAAGAAGAAAGGAAGAUAGAUGCAGCUAAGAAUGUAUUUAUGAGUAAAAUGAAUCAGGAAGACUCAGGCUCAGGUGCCCCUCCACCCAAGUUCUCGAAGCCACCUUCCAAGCUGGUGGUGGGAGGACCUUGGAACCAAAGUCAAGAAAAGGAAAAAGGAGAAAAGAAUUCAACUGCACCUAAGCAGAAGCCUUUGCCGGCCCUGUUUACCCUGGGUCCAGCCCCACAGAAACCCAACAGACCACCUACCGUUGACCUGGCAAGAUUCCGAAAGGCCAGCCCUGCAAACACUCCAAGCAAAGGAACAGCGCCUUACUCUGGAGCCACAACACCACCACCACCACCUCUACCAGCACAUCCUACCACUCAACCAGUUGCACCAGUCCCUCCAGUCCCUUACCCAACGCAACCACCAGUUCCAAGUCUACCUCCUAGAAAUAUCAAAAUUUCUUCUGAUCCAAAGACUCCAACAAAUGAAGAAAAUUAUGAUGAUGUUGAUAUGCCAUCCACUGAUCUUGGAAAUCCAGAUGAGGAUCAAGAAAGUGAUGGAGAAACAUAUGAAGACAUAGAAGCAACAAAAGAACGAGAGAAGAAGAAAGAUAAAGAAGAGAAGAAAAGACUAGAACAAGAGAAGAAAGAACAGAAAGAGAAAGAAAAAAAGGAACAAGAGAUCAAGAAAAAGUUCAAACUAACAGGACCUAUUCAAGUCCUCCAUCAAGCUAAGGCUUGCUGUGAUGUCAAAGGAGGGAAGAACGAGCUGAGUGUCAAACAAGGAGAGGAAAUUGAAAUAAUUCGUAUCACAGACAACCCUGAAGGAAAAUGGUUAGGCAGAACUUCCAGAGGCACAUAUGGCUACAUUAAAACAACAGCAGUGGAGAUUGACUAUGAUUCCUUAAAAAGAAAGAAAAAUUCGAUGAGCACUCUUCCAUCAAAACUCAUUGAAGAUGAUCAGGAGCUGUAUGAUGACGUUGCUGAACAUGGCAGUGUUAGCAGUCAUAGUCAAAGUGGAAGUGGAGGAAUGUUCCCAACUCAAGGGGAUGAAAUUUAUGAUGGUAUUGAAGAAGAUGAUGAUAAUGGCUCCACGCUACAGGUCGAAGAGAAGAGUAAUCCAUGGACCUGGGGGAUUUUGAAGAUGUUAAAGGGAAAAGAUGACAAAAAGAAAAGUAUACGAAAGAAAUCUAAAGACACUGAGUCAGACAGUAACGAAGACGUAGCUUUCCCUUCUCCUCCAAAGCAGCUUGGAUUGGAUGUAGGAGAUGAAGUCUAUGAUGAUGUGGAUUCAUCUGACUUCCCUGCUCCACCCAUUGAAAUCAGCCCAGGAGUGAACUUUGGCAAAGGCAGGUUAGAAGAGAAAGACCUAAAGAAGUUGAAAAAGCAAGAAAAAGAAGAAAAGGAAUUCAAGAAAAAAUUCAAAUUUGAUGGUGAAAUUAGAGUCCUCUAUACAACUCAAGUGGUGCCUACCUUAACAUCUAAAAAAUGGGGAACCAGAGAUUUACAGUUGAAGCCUGGGGAAUCUCUUGAAGUCAUACAAAGCACAGAUGAUACAAAAGUUCUGUGCAGGAAUGAAGAAGGCAAAUAUGGCUAUGUCCUUCGGAGCUGUCUGGUGGACAAUGAAGGAGAGAUCUAUGAUGAUAUUGCUGAUGGUUGUAUCUACGACAAUGACUAGUAGCUUUCCACUUUAGAAGCUGACUUCAUUGAAUUCUUUUUUGAAGCAUUUACAGUUUUAAUUAACAUAUAAUUAAGAUGUAACAGCAGAUGAAUGAACAAAAUAUACUUUACUAUCACUUCCUUUUUGUUACUAAAGCAUAAUUCUCACCAUAAAGAACUGGAAAUUGGGGCCCUUUUGAGUUAAGUUUUUUCUGAACAAACAUCCCAGUGGGGUUCAUCAAGGAAGCUAUGCACAUCACCUUUAGCUACCUAUUCAACAUUUCCAAGGAUACACACGAUUUAUUGAUAAACAUCUAUGACAGUACAUAAAAAAGGAGUAUCAAGUGAAAAACACAGGGGAAAGAAACCCAUCAUAUUCACUUAUGAUUUAAAUAAAGAAAAUAAACAUAAAUUGGCAUCUGAGAAGGCA
This is a messenger RNA of Gracilinanus agilis (Agile Gracile Mouse Opossum), 2955 nucleotides long. It is a transcript of the gene FYB1, whose product is annotated as FYN binding protein 1. Lineage: Eukaryota; Metazoa; Chordata; Mammalia; Didelphimorphia; Didelphidae. Gene Ontology annotation, biological process: integrin-mediated signaling pathway; T cell receptor signaling pathway; protein localization to plasma membrane. Gene Ontology annotation, molecular function: protein binding; lipid binding. Gene Ontology annotation, cellular component: plasma membrane. Bases 25 to 2544 code for a protein of 839 amino acids. The record is from RefSeq and is a predicted model, not a curated record. The transcript is spliced from 18 exons.